GUACUCUAAAAUCGCUUUACUUCUGUCUUCGUCACAACUCAACUUUACUCACUCAAGAAUUAAAGACAGACGUUGUCCGCCAUCGGUCGAGUGCGGUCGUAUCUAAUCAUAUUAUGUUUUAGUGUUUUUAAUUAAAAAAGUGUCCGUGAAUUGGCUGAGAUGAGCAAGCUUGUCCUGAUACUCGGCGCGCUGGCGCUGGCGCACGCCGCGCCGCAGCCUGACGGCGACCUGGACGCGGUUAUCGCGCAGAUCUUCGGCCAGCCGAGCUCUACCAACGCACCCGCCAUCGACAACAAGAACCUCGCGUCUACUAUUGUGCCGCCCAUCAACACCAACUCGCAGAGCAACACUCCAUGCAAGACGGAGGACGGGUUAGACGGCACCUGCGUCAACUACUACCUGUGCAACACCGAGAACAACGUCAUUACUGACGGCGUCGGGUUGAUUGACAUCAGGGUUGGCGAUGGAAAGUGCCCUUCGUACUUGGACGUGUGCUGCAUACCUCCCGACACCAGGAAACCUGACAACCCUAUCACCCCUCGACCGGACAAACUGCCUACGCGCACAGGCUGCGGCUGGCGUAACCCCAACGGCGUCGGCAUGGUCACCAAGGGCGACAACGACCACGAGGCCAAGUUUGGAGAGUUCCCGUGGAUGGUCGCCAUACUUAAUACCGACUACAUUGAUCCCAGGAUCGAGCCAGUCAACGACAACGAUCCGCAGGGACAGAAGCUCAACGUAUACGUGGGCGGCGGCUCCCUCAUCCACCCCAGCGCUGUGCUCACCGCUGCCCACUACGUGGCGGACAAGAAGACCAUCAGAGUCCGUGCCGGGGAGUGGGACACGCAGACCACUAAAGAACUCUACCCGUACCAGGACAGAGAUGUCGCCUCCAUACAAAUCCACAAGGACUUUAACAAAGGAAAUCUAUUUUACGACAUCGCGGUGUUAUUCCUGACGCAGCCCAUGGACCUGGCGCCCAACGUGCAGCUGGCGUGCCUGCCGCCGCCGCGCGAGCGUGUGCCCGGCGGCACUCGCUGCCUCGCCUCCGGCUGGGGCAAGGACAAGUUCGGCAAGGAAGGACACUACCAAGUCAUCCUUAAAAAGAUCGAGGUGCCAGUGGUGGAGCGGCGCCAGUGCCAGACGGCGCUGCGCAAGACGCGGCUGGGCCACUUCUUCGAGCUUCACAGCUCCUUCAUGUGCGCGGGCGGCGAGCCUGGCCAGGACACCUGCAAGGGCGACGGCGGCUCGCCCCUCGUGUGCCCCAUCGAGGUACGUCUCCACCAGGUGCCAGUACGGUGACGUCAGUGUCAGACGCGGCUGGGCCACUUCUUCGAGCUGCACAGCUCCUUCAUGUGCGCGGGCGGCGAGCCUGGCCAGGACACCUGCAAGGGCGACGGCGGCUCGCCCCUCGUGUGCCCCAUCGAGGUACGUCUCCACCAGGUGCCAGUACGGUGACGUCAGUGUCAGACGCGGCUGGGCCACUUCUUCGAGCUGCACAGCUCCUUCAUGUGCGCGGGCGGCGAGCCUGGCCAGGACACCUGCAAGGGCGACGGCGGCUCGCCCCUCGUGUGCUCCAUCGAGGUACGUCUCCACCAGGUGCCAGGACGGUGACGUCAGUGUCAGACGCGGCUGGGCCACUUCUUCGAGCUUCACAGCUCCUUCAUGUGCGCGGGCGGCGAGCCUGGCCAGGACACCUGCAAGGGCGACGGCGGCUCGCCCGUCGUGUGCCCCAUCGAGGUACGUCUCCACCAGGUGCCAGUACGGUGACGUCAGUGUCAGACGCGGCUGGGCCACUUCUUCGAGCUGCACAGCUCCUUCAUGUGCGCGGGCGGCGAGCCUGGCCAGGACACCUGCAAGGGCGACGGCGGCUCGCCCCUCGUGUGCCCCAUCGAGAACGACCCAGACCGCUACAUGCAGAGCGGUAUAGUCGCGUGGGGAAUCGGCUGCGGAGAGGACGGAACCCCCGGGGUGUACGUCGACGUGUCCAACCUGCGCGACUGGAUCGACGACAAGAUCGCCGGCAAGGGUCUGGACGUUAAGGCCUACUCCUUCUGAAAGCGCUCAAAGACUACCAUUUAGUAUAAGAACAGUAUAUAUGUCUAGACCAACUCCAAUUUGAUACUACGACAUAUAUCUAUGUAUGUAUAUUGAAAAAUGUCCAUUUCGCAUUGUAUAUACAGGAUGCUCGGGAGUUUUUCCCAUAACUUCAAGGUGUUGACCAGUCAAUUUAUAGGACAGUCCGGCAAGGGUCUCGACGUUAAGGUCUACUCGUUCUGAAAGCGCUCAAAGACUACCAUUUAGCAUAAGAACAGUAUAUAAGUCUAGACCAACUCCAAUUAAAAAAUGUCCAUUUCAAUAGGCCUAAAACACCACGCCAUAUGCCGUAUAUACAGGAUGCUCGGGAGUUUUUUCCAUAACUUCAAGGUCCAUUUAAAGGAACCGAAAAAAAAAAUCUUUUUAUGUUUUCAUACAAAGUAAUUCAAAUAAUUCUGACUAAUCCUUGCAGUUUAGAAUACGUAAUCGUAGUGGUAAGACUGUCGAUAUCGACGCACUCUGCACUUCACUAGUAAGCUACUUCAUGAUAUUUAUCAUUGAAUUAGUUUGGCUAGCUCAUAAUAUAAGGAUGCGAUAUAAGGGACACAAUUUAAGAUCUAUUUACAAAAAAGGUGUUGACAAGUCCAUUUAUAGGAGCCCAACUGCAUAACUAAUUUUUUUUAAUUAUUUUUUUUUAAGUUUUUAUACAAAGUAAUUCAAAUAAUUCCGACUAUCCAUGUAACACACGCCUUUAUAUAUCCUUGCAUUUUAAAAUACGUAAUCGUAAUGGUAACACGAGAGAAAUAUUUAUUACUCCGAAAAUAGUUAUUUUAGACAUUAUUUUUCCAUAAAGAAUAUAACCCUAGAGUUGUGGUAAAUACUCCCGAGCACCCUGUAUAUCAUAAAAAGAUAUAGUUGAGCCAAUAGUGGGCGAGCAGAAAAUAUUGCUCUUUCAUUCGCACAGUACUUUUUGUCAAAUUGGUGAUUAUUACUUUUUUUUUUGAUAAUUAUUUUUUUUUAGAAUUUCUAUUUUUCUGGGUCUAGCGAUAUUGCCGGUUCAGCGCUAUUGGUUAUAAAUACGUUAUUUUGUCGUCACGAGGCCUAUCGUAGACCUACUAGCAAGGAUUAAAUGAAAAGCAAAAUAAAUAAAUCAAAAUAAUACAAGAUAAAAAUAUAAUCCCAAUUUUUUUAAGUAUAAUGAUUGAUUGACAUUGACAAAAAAGCACUCUUCCAGUCAUUUUAUUUUUA
Molecule: messenger RNA, 3285 nt
Organism: Bicyclus anynana (squinting bush brown)
Lineage: Eukaryota; Metazoa; Arthropoda; Insecta; Lepidoptera; Nymphalidae
Product: phenoloxidase-activating factor 2
Exons: 9
Coding region: 160-1302 (380 amino acids)
Biological process (GO): proteolysis
Molecular function (GO): serine-type endopeptidase activity
Source: RefSeq, a predicted model, not a curated record